Messenger RNA from Colletotrichum siamense, 237 nucleotides. RefSeq lists its product as uncharacterized. Bases 1 to 237 code for a protein of 78 amino acids. NCBI's taxonomy places the organism in Eukaryota, Fungi, Ascomycota, Sordariomycetes, Glomerellales, Glomerellaceae. The record is from RefSeq and is a predicted model, not a curated record. The transcript is spliced from 2 exons.
AUGCCAGCCAUCCCAGUGGAAGAAAAACGACGGACGCAGGCAAUUGAACUUCAGUCCUGCAGUGUGUCCAAGUGGCUGGGUAGCACAUCUCCUGGCUACAAAAACUAUAUCUUCUACCACACUAUCCACGGCAUAUUGCUGUCUGAGAAAUUACCGACUAGUCACAACUACCUCAGACAUACUGCCAAUCGAGACCAUGUAUCCGGUAUGCUUGGGGUACUUCAACAGCUACUAUGA